AUGGCGGCCAAGGACGAGAAGCCAAAUGCAGCCAAGAAAGCAGAAACACCAACGGCCCCAGCUGGAGCAAACCCUGGAGCUACACCUGAGGGCGAAGAAGCGCCUCCUCCCACCCCUCCACCCAUCGUUUUAAACAGAUAUGCAGAUGAUCAGCUCCGGGCCAUCGCCAAACGCAUGCGCGAGAGACUGGAGAUCUACAAGGAGAAAGCCACAGACCCCUUCGCUUCCUCUCCAGAGAUCACUCCUCCUGUCACUCCGAUCCUGGGAAAAGCAGAGUUUGCCCGAGUGAUGGAAGAGCGAAAGCGACAGGCCGAAGAGGACAGCAUCAAGAAGGCAGAGGCGGACAAGAAGAAGAAGGAGGAGGCGGAUAAGAAGAAACAGGAAGCCGAGCAGAAGAAAAAGGAGGAGGAGGAGAAGAGGAAAGCAGAGGAGGCCUUGAAGGAGGUUCCCAAAGUCCCACUGAAGACCAGACUCAACCAGAAGUUCUGGUCCAUUGUGGACAUCACUCUGAAGCCGGUAGAAGAUGGGAUGGACUCAAUUCUGGGUGUCACCAUCGAUCCUUUCACUGAUCGCCGGUACAUUGCCUGGCUGAGUCUAGUGACCCUUGCCUUCAACUACAACUUAUGGUUCUUGACUGCGCGGCUGUGUUUCCCGUAUCAUACUGAUGAGGCCAUCAAGUUCUGGUUUUUUCUGGACAUUCUGGCUGACAUCAUCUACCUCAUUGACAGUGUGCUUUUCCAGUCUCGAACACAGUUUGUGAAAGGAGGGGAUAUUAUUAAAGAUCGAGUGAUGACCAAGAAGCAUUACAGAGCGACAAACAGAUUUAAGAUGGACAUGUUCAGCCUUAUGCCCUUUGAUCUGCUGUACUAUCAGUUUGGCUUCAAAUCCAUUUUCAGAUUCAACCGUAUUUUGAAGGUGGAGUCAUUCUUUGAGUUCAGUGACCGUUUGGAAAGUAUAAUGGCUAAAGCUUACAUCUGGAGAGUGAUUCGCACAAUUGGAUAUCUCCUUUUCAUGCUUCAUCUCAACGCUUGCCUCUACUACGUGGCUUCGGAUUAUCAAGGCAUCGGGCUGACCAAAUGGGUGUACUCCGGACAGGGCAGCGCGUACCUUCGCUGUUACUACUACGCUGUCCGCAGUCUCAUCAACAUCGGGGGCCUUAACGAGCCCCACACCGUCUUUGAGAUCACGUUUCAGAUGACUAACUUUUUCACGGGCGUCUUUGUGUUCUCCAGUUUGCUGGGACAGAUGAGGGAUGUGAUUUGUGCUGCAACUGCCGGACAGACGUAUUUCCGGAGCUCCAUGGACAACACAGUGGCAUACAUGGUCACCAACAAGAUCCCCUCAAUAGUACAAAACAGAGUCCGCACCUGGUAUACCUACACCUGGGACGCGCAGGGCAUGCUGGAUGAGUCCGAGCUGCUGGAUAAGAUGCCUCUUGUGAUGAAAACAGCCAUUGCUGUGGACAUCAAUUUGGAAACCUUCAAGAAAAUUGAUCUCUUCAAGGGCUGUGACCAGCAGAUGUUGGUGGACAUGUUGCUGAGGCUUAAGUCAAUUAUCUAUUUACCUGGAGAUUUUGUGGUAAAAAAAGGCGACAUUGGUAAAGAGAUGUACAUUAUCAAAGGAGGAGCGGUGCAGGUGGUGGGGGGACCAGACAACAGUAUCGUGUUUGUGACUCUGAAGGCCGGUUGUGUGUUUGGAGAAAUCAGUCUGCUGCAAUCAUCCAAAGACGGAGGGAACCGCAGGACAGCCAACGUCAAAGCGUACGGCUUCGCAAACCUCUUUGUGCUUGAGAAGAAGGACCUGUUUGACAUCCUGGUCCAUUACCCAGAGUCACAAAAAGUCUUGGCCCGGAAGGGAAAAAAACUCAUGAAGGCCAAGGGUCCAGCUGCUGCUAAAGCAGACGAGGAUAAGAAGAAAGGCUUGGCUCUGUUUGGUCAGAAACCCCCCACACCCAAACUGUUGCGUGCCUUUGGAGGAGCAAUCAACAAGAAAAAGCUCCUGGAGAAGAUGAAGACCAGCUAA
Messenger RNA from Knipowitschia caucasica, 2022 nucleotides. Lineage: Eukaryota; Metazoa; Chordata; Actinopteri; Gobiiformes; Gobiidae. The record is from the annotation of a GenBank genome assembly.